Messenger RNA from Prosopis cineraria, 1075 nucleotides. RefSeq lists its product as uncharacterized. The transcript has a single exon. NCBI's taxonomy places the organism in Eukaryota, Viridiplantae, Streptophyta, Magnoliopsida, Fabales, Fabaceae. Bases 118 to 648 code for a protein of 176 amino acids. The record is from RefSeq and is a predicted model, not a curated record.
UCAGGAAGGCAGAGAACUGGAGACAAAAAAUCGACCCCACAAGAGGAAUAUAACAGCCUGUGACAGAUAGCUGCAAACACUACAUUUCACCUUUCUUUUUCCUCAAUUCAUAUUCAUAUGUUUAUCUUGCUUCCCGCUGGUUUCUCCAGUCACCAGAUCUCUCUGCGCCUCUGCCUGACAUUUGCAGAAAUGAGCUUUCUGGCUCAGAAUCAUAAACUCUUUCCAAGCAGCACGUCGGCCAGGCAGGCACUUCCGCUCUCACACACUGGCGACUCCAAACAACACCAAGGAGGCCUUCGCAGACGGCUCUCGUCCUUGUCCCUUAAGAUCCAGGCCACCUCUGCUGCAUCCUCCUGGUCAUUUCCCAGAUCCAGGUCCCUCUCAUCAAUGGGAGAUUAUGCUGGCACCUCUCUCAGGAAAUGGUGGGAUUGGGGUUCCGCUUGGUUCCUCUCCAGAAAACCAUUUUUUGCUAGGGAUCUCGAAAUGAACGAGCAGGAAACUAAGGUCCUUGGAUCCCACAACAGAGGCAGCUGGAGACAUAUUUUCUUUAAGGUCCGAUCUGAGAUUAGGAAGCUCCUUGGCUCUGAUCAAAUGGCUCUUCCUCAGACCUACAGGUCUGCCAAGAGUUUCGAUGCAAAUCAUUGCUGAAAUUUCAGCUGCUCCCAGUCUUUUGAAUGAUUAGAGUGUUUGGCUUCUUGGGAAUAAUAAAGAUUCCAGAUGAUGAAAUUAACUAGUUCCGCUUGGCUUUUGAAAUUCGUUUGUUCGUUAUUCAUGUCUCUUGCACUUUCUUUGAUUCGAUUCUUUAUUUUCACUGUUGGUGGUAACGAGUGUAAUUAGUACAUCAGUAUUCUUGUAUGUUGUAGGUUGCGCCAAAAUGCAUGGAUCUCUGCUCACUGCUGCUCAUAAUAUGAGUAUGCGACUUGCCGGGCAAUAAAUUUCUUGUUUAUGUCGGUGGAGAUUUUGUAUGUACUAUGGCAUUAUAGAUUAUUCGCAUCUCCGCUAGCGGAUGGAAAUUGUAUUUUAUCAACUAUUUCGAUUAAACACAAAGUGGAGUGAGCACUGCCUUUAUGUAUUA